AUGGCGGGUAUAAUCACUCCGCAUUUUGGUUUCCAUCCCGCAGCCGUUGACCAUUCGCCAUCUCCUCUCGGCUUUGCUUUUGGGCUCUCCUCAGCCGCAUCCGUUCCCGGUUGGCAGCCUCCAGGCAUGCAGACACCGCCGUUCGUGCCUUCCGCCUCGACUUUCAGUGGCUCCCAGAAGGCGGCUCAGAAGCGGAGACAUGAUGAUUCUGAUCACGAUGAGGCUAUGGACCGCAGUCCGACUCCGGAGCGGAGACCCGUCCGUCCCAUGAAGCAGAUGCGUGUGCGACCAGCAGAAAGCCGAUCGCAAGAGGGUGCAGCAGAUCACGGUAAAGCGAGCAAGGAAAACAGAUCUGCCCGCUCCGAUUCGGGAGAUGAUGUGGACGUUGGUAUGCUGCUUGCCAGUCUUCCUCCACAAUCCCUACUGCCAAUUUUGACUUCCUUGCUUUCGACAAAUCCGUCAUUAAAGCCAACAGUCCUUUCCCUGAUACCCCGUCCGACGCUGGAUACCGCUCUUAAUGCGCUAAAUCAAGCCGCCAAAAAGCUGGUGGAGGAAUACCCAUAUUCUGCCUCAUCACAGUCCUUCACUCGUCAAUCCCCCUCAAUUUCGUUCGGAUUCGGAACAUCAAGCUCCACUUCGAGCUUCGGUCGUUCGACAUCGCCGGGUGUGAAUCACGCAGGCAUGCGUGACGAUUAUGUUUUAUCACGUCUUCGUCCUGCUAUAUCCGACUUCGUCUCGACUGUCUUCUCGUACAUGCCGUAUUUUUCUUUCAUGUCUGACGCGUCGGACCUACAGCCGGCGGCCACAGGGAAGGAGAAGAUCUAUCCCCAUCCAUCGGAGACAUUCGCAUAUUUGUCUGCUGUGACCAACCACCUCAUUAAUCAACCUCCGCUCUGUCAGUCGUCUCUAGCACCUCUUCUCCUCCCGCGGCUGUUACAGGAGUGGAUGGCGUGGGUAAAUAGAGUUAAUGAGGUCCUAAAGCAGGGCGGAAUGAUCGGGUCGGGCAUAGCGGAGAGCUGGAUUGAAGCACUGGACAGAUACGCGGAGGUCAAGAUUGAAGGAGUCAACGAUAAUAUGAAAUAUGGAUUAAGCGACGUCCGGAAUAGAUGGAUUUCUGUAGCCGGAUGGCUAGUGGGCCGAAACGUGCCAUUUGUCUGA
This is a messenger RNA of Fomitiporia mediterranea MF3/22, 1158 nucleotides long. RefSeq lists its product as uncharacterized. The coding region runs from base 1 to 1158 and encodes 385 amino acids. NCBI's taxonomy places the organism in Eukaryota, Fungi, Basidiomycota, Agaricomycetes, Hymenochaetales, Hymenochaetaceae. Gene Ontology annotation, biological process: proteasome localization; nuclear protein quality control by the ubiquitin-proteasome system. Gene Ontology annotation, cellular component: nucleus. The transcript has 3 exons. The record is from RefSeq and is a predicted model, not a curated record.